Ictalurus furcatus (blue catfish) is the source of this 778-nucleotide messenger RNA. Its product is annotated as CUB and zona pellucida-like domain-containing protein 1. Bases 20 to 469 code for a protein of 149 amino acids. Gene Ontology annotation, cellular component: cell surface. The record is from RefSeq and is a predicted model, not a curated record. The transcript has 3 exons. NCBI's taxonomy places the organism in Eukaryota, Metazoa, Chordata, Actinopteri, Siluriformes, Ictaluridae.
GGAUUGCUCCUCUGACUCGAUGAACAUUGCCAUCCGUAAAUCCUACCUGGACUCACUGGGCUUCAGCUGGUAUGACCUUUAUCUGGAUGACCAUCGCUGCAGAGCUUCAACUGACAACUACUAUGUCACCUUCAACUUCCCUCUCCAUAGCUGCAGCACCAGGAGAAAGACCGAGAAUGGACGUAUUAGCUACACCAGUAAUGUGCGAGCAGCUCAGUCAACGUCGGGUGAGAUCACCCGACAUGAUACAGAGUUCCUGUUGGUUGUGAGAUGUGUGAUGGAGCGUGAUUCUUCAGUUGGGACUCUUUAUGAAGCCAAAGAGAUUACAAAUGCAACUAUCAGUGGAACGGGUCGGUUCAACACCACCAUGGCCUUUUACCCAUCCAGCAACUUUUACUACCCCAUCACCGAUUCCCCGUACCGAGUGAACCUCAAUCAGCAACUGUACGUGCAGGUGCAGCUAACCUAAGCCGAACCAAGCCUCCACCUGUUCAUAGACUCCUGUGUGGCCUCGCCAAACCACGACUACAGCAGCCGCACCUAUGACCUUAUACGCAAUGGCUGUCGGAGAGACAACACGGUAAACAUAUACAGAAAUGGAAAUCGUUACUUCGCUCAGUUCAGCUUCAGCGCAUUCAAGUUCCUGCGCACACACAACAAGGUGUUCAUCAGGUGUGAUGUCGUUAUCUGCCCUGACAACGACUACAACUCACGAUGUUGCCAAGGAUGCAGUUAUCGCAGGAAACGAAGCACUGGCUCUGAUCACCACACUGAGGUU